This is a messenger RNA of Rhagoletis zephyria (snowberry fruit fly), 1289 nucleotides long. Its product is annotated as histidine-rich glycoprotein-like. Lineage: Eukaryota; Metazoa; Arthropoda; Insecta; Diptera; Tephritidae. The record is from RefSeq and is a predicted model, not a curated record.
UUUACAGCCUCACGCUUCCAACGACUCUUGUCAUCAACCUUAGCACCACUAAUCCGGCGCUCCAACCAGACCCGAUAUCUAAUUACACUACCACUCCUGCAGCCGGAAGCACGCCAACCAACCAAAAUUUCCUGGUCUUCUCCACAAAAUGAUGGAUCGUAUCCCAUCAUUGUCGCUAUCAGGCAUAUCGCUCGCGCAUCCGCUUUCGUUAUCCACAACUGGACAGCAACUACAAAAUCAUCUCAACUCCGCAUCGGCGGUCACCUCGUCAACUAGCACAGGUGGACACCAUCAUCACCAGCAUCAUCAUCAUCACCAUUUGGGUCAAUUAGCCGCUGCUGUUCAUCAGCAACAACAACAGCAAUUGCAACAGCAGCAACAGCAUCAUCAUCAACAGGCCCAUUUGCAAGCACACCACAACAGUCACCAUUUAAGUCAUCAUCAAUUGUCGUUGAAUUCAGCGUCCUCGACCAGCCACUCACCCACAUCCAGCAGCUCAGCAUCCGCGUCGCUUCACCAUCACCACAGUUCGCUACUGGCAGCCGCCUCGCAUCCAGUAUCGCACUCAGGCAUUCAUUCGUCGCCAACAGCGCUAUCGCAUCACACACACGGCGGCAAUAGCAUCCACCCGGCGUCAUCGUCCACAUCAUUGUCGCUGCAUCAGUCAGCUUCAACUUCGUCGUCGGCUGGUUCAGCUGGAUCUGGCAGCUCCGUGGCAUCAGGUUGUGGGGUCGGUGUUUCGAGCUCAUCGGCGCAUCAACUGCAACACCACAACUCUUCAGCAUUGCACAGCCAGCAUCAGCAUUCGCUACACCACACCACACAUCUUCACGGUCACGGGCAUAUAAACCCGCACAACACAACCGCCUCUUCAUCUGUUAACGCAACGAAUUCACCAAAUACCGCAUCCGUGAUGGCCGCCGCCGCAGCAGCGCAUCUGCAUCACAACUCACAGGCUACAUCGCCGAUGUCAAAUCUGCAUCAAAACAUGGGUGGCCUGAUGAAUAGCGGCAGCAGUGCCAGGUAAUUACGCCAUCCACAUAUAUUUGUUAAUCUAUGCAAAACUGCCUACCUAUCUAUUCAUUCGUAAAAAAACCUCGAUCUUUAUUGACAUUUGACGAGCCGCGUUAAUUGAAAUUCUCUCCAUUAUUCUCUAUUGAUGGUCGAGUGUUUAAGGCAUCAAACAAAAACUACGAAUUAUUACCCGUACUAUUGAUUUAAAAUAAAAAUUAUACGUGCUUGUAUUGGGGUAAAUCAUAUGAAUUUUAAUAAAUACCAAACCCCGUGGA